Molecule: messenger RNA, 2560 nt
Organism: Dalotia coriaria
Lineage: Eukaryota; Metazoa; Arthropoda; Insecta; Coleoptera; Staphylinidae
Gene: Not3
Product: CCR4-associated factor Not3
Exons: 6
Coding region: 377-2527 (716 amino acids)
Biological process (GO): nuclear-transcribed mRNA poly(A) tail shortening; regulation of DNA-templated transcription
Cellular component (GO): nucleus; CCR4-NOT core complex; P-body
Source: RefSeq, a predicted model, not a curated record
CCCUGUGCUAAUUUAAAGUGGCGGCACUGUCAACCGGGUGCGCAAGAUCGAUUAAAUUUAUGUGUAUGAUCCUUUGUUUGAUGUCGUUUACGGUUGGUUCGUUUGGUUGCCGCUACAGGAAUUUUACAUCCACCAUAUUGAAGUUGGUAUUACGAGGACACCGAGGACACCACUAAUAAAAGCGACAGGAGCGAUUCUGUUUUUACAGAUAAAAAUAAGUCGUUCUAAAAAGUUUUUUGGCGAUAUUAAUAUCUAUGUCCGUUUGCUUAUCAAUAGCGAAUAUUAUAAAUUUGUUUAUAAUUGGAUCGUUCGUUCAGAUUGACUGAACCAGCCGAAACGUAGUAUGUGGUUAUAUUGACAAAACGAUUCUACAAUAAUGGCUGCAACUAGAAAACUACAAGGUGAAAUUGAUCGAUGUUUAAAGAAAGUCACUGAGGGUGUUGAGACAUUUGAGGAUAUUUGGCAGAAAGUUCACAAUGCCACCAACAGUAAUCAGAAGGAAAAAUAUGAAAAUGACCUUAAAAAGGAAAUCAAGAAGCUGCAAAGGCUACGGGAUCAGAUUAAAACUUGGAUAGCCUGUGGUGAAAUCAAGGAUAAAAGUUUAUUAAUGGAGAAUCGGAAAUUGAUUGAAACUCAAAUGGAGAGGUUUAAAGUGGUCGAGCGGGAAACAAAAACGAAAGCAUAUUCCAAAGAAGGACUUGGUGCUGCUCAGAAAUUAGACCCCGCGCAGAAAGAACGUGAGGAAAUCCAGAGUUGGUUGGUCAGUUCUAUAGACAGUCUCAACCUGCAAGUUGAGAAGAUUGAAUGUGACAUUGAAUCACUCCUGGUGAACAAGAAAAAGAAGCUAGACAAAGAUAAACAGGAGCGGGUGGACGAGCAUAAAACCCACCUAGAAAAACAUCGCUUCCACGUUCGAAAAUUGGAAACAUUAUUAAGAAUGUUGGAUAAUAUGUCAGUAGAGGUUGCACAAAUUAAGGGAAUCAAAGAUGAUGUUGAUUACUACAUUGAGGCUGGUGUUGAGCCAGGAUAUGAAGAGAACGAUUUUCUAUAUGAUGACAUUAUUGGCCUUGAUGAAGUGGAGCUGUCGGGCGUCGGACUGCCUUCGUCGGCGACGACGGACAGCAACGAGACGGGCGGAACACCUACGUCGAUUAUUUCUAGCUCAUCCCCAUUGGCAUCGCCACUGCCAACUAUACCACCAUAUAAUCAUUCCAGUGAUAGCUCCAAUGAUGACAAGAAAACGUCCAGUAAAGAACAACCAAAGCCUAUAAAACCACAGGCAAUAAGGGCAUCAAGUACAACUAUGAACAGUAGCUCCAACUCCGUGUUAAAUACAAGUUCGAAUAGUACAUCGUCGACGCCGAACAACAAGCCGACGCUAGUUAGCAGUACACCGAGUAAAACACGGGAAAAUUCAUCACCGAUCUCACAACAGCCAACUGGGAAUUUCGCUGCGGUUGCGGCGAAUUCUGUUUGUAAGCCUACUACUAAUAGUAAAAGUAAGAUUGCUCUAAGCAACUUAUUUACAUUCGAGGGCAUUAUACUAAUUGGUGUUAUUUUUUUAGCUAAUAAUACAGAAAUUAUUCCAGCCCCUGUGAUAAGCACCGCAAGCAAUCCAUCGGUACCACUGAUAAUUAACGCACAAAAUUCAAUCUUGCAUAAUCCACCUGUAACGCAAACGGUGAAUCAGCCGAUGUCUCUGACAAACUUGACGCAAAAGGUGGCGUCAAACAAUGAAAAUAUUUGUGUCAGUCCUGAGAGCAGCAUAAGUAGUCGAACGUCGCCGCUGCCUAGCGUGGAGAACAUCUUGCUGAACAAUCAGCAUCCGCAGCAGCAGACGAUGAAUGGUUCGACGAACAUGGACGAAAAACUGACUGACAUCACGCUGAAAUCUAUUGCACAGCAAGCAAUAGAUCGCGCCGGAUUAGACAGCAUUGAUAUGCAGCAGAACACCCAAGCGCACAACAAUCAAGUACAUUCGAACCAAGUUAUGUUGGAAACGAACAAAUCCAAUCAGACGGCCGCCAAAACAGAGGCGCGCAUUCCUCCGCUCUUGGGUGUUGCACCUUUGGGCACCGUUCCGUUACAAAAGGAACAUCAAAUUCAAUUUCAAAUGAUGGAAGCUGCGUAUUUACAUAUGCCGCAACCGCAGGAUUCGGAACGACUGAGGACUUAUCUGCCGCGCAAUCCAUGCCACACGCCGCCGUACUACAUUCAACAACCUCUGCAACAGUCUGACACCCUUGAGUACUAUCAGCGACUGGCCACCGAGACGCUGUUCUUUGUGUUCUAUUACAUGGAGGGCACAAAAGCCCAGUACUUGGCAGCUAAGGCUUUGAAAAAGCAAAGUUGGAGGUUUCACACCAAGUAUAUGAUGUGGUUUCAGCGACACGAAGAGCCGAAGGUUAUCAACGAAGAGUAUGAACAGGGAACGUAUAUUUACUUCGACUACGAAAAAUGGGGACAACGUAAGAAGGAGGGAUUCACAUUUGAAUACAAGUACUUAGAAGAUAGAGACUUGAAUUAAAACAUAGAUUAAUAAAUGCAAUAUGUUCGCAAA